AUGGCUUUAGUUAGAAAAUAUGGGAAACCGGACAUAUUCCUCACGAUGACAUGCAAUCCCAACUGGGAAGAGAUCACAAAUGAACUUGAGUUUGGUCAAACACCACAAGAUCGCCCUGAUCUUGUUGUUCGUGUUUUCAGAGCAAAACUAGAAGAAAUGAAAAAGGAGUUGUUAGAAGAGCACAUCCUAGGCAAGACCCAAGGCAAGUUUUGGCAACAGAGGAAAAGGAAAACGUUGUACCAGGUUGGGAGAAUCGUCUCAGCACAUCCAGCCGAAGGAGAAAGAUACUAUCUUCGAGUUCUCCUGAACCAUGUGAAAGGCGCAACCUGCUACGAAGACCUACGAACAGUUGAUGCAAAAAUAUUGCCAUCAUUUCGUGAAGCUGCAGAGAGAAGGGGCCUCAUUGAGGCAGACAACACGUUAGAUGAUUGCCUGACGGAAGCAGAGUUAUUUCGGAUGCCAUCCUCACUGCGAAGGCUAUUUGCAACGAUUCUUGUGUUUUGUGAGCCCCAUGAUAUCCGUGCACUAUGGAACAAUCACAUCGAGGCAAUGUCGGAAGACUAUCGACGAAACUGCAAAAAUGCAAGAACGGUCGAACAGAUGGUAUUAAUCAACAUUAGAGAAAUGUUGCAAUCGAUGGGAAAAGACAUACGAUCAUUUCCUCUUCCAGAGAUCGACGAGCAAAAUGACACAAAAGACAAUACACCUAGGGAGAUCACCGAGGAAGCCAACAUCGAGGUGGACCCUGAGGACAUGGAAUUGCCUAAACACCUAAAUGACGAGCAAAAGGCCGCCUACAAUGAAAUUCUAACAGCAAUUGAUAGAGAUGAAGGAGGGCUAUUCUUCGUAGAUGGACCGGGAGGAAUGGGGAAAACUUUUCUAUACAGGGCAUUGCUUGCAACAGUCCGUGGACAAGGAAAAAUAGCUUUAGCAACAGCAACCUCUGGUGUCGCUGCUUCCAUAAUGCCCGGAGGAAGGACAGCGCACUCAAGGUUCAAAAUACCACUAAGGAUAGAUGAUGGGGCUAUUUGUUCAUUCACAAAACAAAGUGGGACAGCCAAGCUACUUCAGGCAGCAUCGCUAAUCAUUUGGGAUGAAGCAUCGAUGACUAAGAGGCAGGCAAUAGAGGCACUGGACAAAAGCAUGCGUGACAUAAUGGAUGUACCAAAUCUUCCAUUCGGUGGGAAAAUAGUGGUAUUUGGGGGAGAUUUUAGACAAGUUCUGCCGGUUGUACGAAAGGGUACAAGAUCACAAAUAGUAGAUGCCUCACUACGCAGAUCUGAACUCUGGAAUUGCAUGCGUCACAUGAAGCUUGUGCACAACAUGAGGGCUCAAAAUGACCCAUGGUUUGCAGAAUACCUAUUGCGCAUCGGCAAUGGCACUGAGGAGACAAACGAUAAAGGCGAGAUACGUCUGCCCAAAAAUAUAUGUAUUCCACGCACAAUGGAUGAUUCCGGACUUGAUAAACUCAUCGACAGCGUCUACCAAAUGAACAGCGCUUGCCUGGAGGAUCCAAAUUACAUCACAUCAAGAGCCAUUUUAUCCACGCGUAAUGACUGUGUAGACCGCAUAAAUCUGAAAAUGAUUGAACGAUUCCAAGGAGAAGAGAUGGUCUAUCACAGCUUCGAUAGUGUAGAAGAUGACCCACAUAACUACUAUCCCCCGGAAUUCCUAAACACACUAACCCCAAAUGGACUACCACCACAUAUGCUGAAGCUCAAGAUUAACUGUCCAAUAAUACUACUCAGAAAUAUCGACCCAGCUAAUGGACUAUGCAAUGGCACAAGAUUGGUGGUACGAGGAUUCCAGAAAAAUGCAAUCGAUGCAGAGAUUGUACUAGGACAACAUUAUGGGACACGAGUUUUCUUGCCACGAAUCCCGCUGUGCCCCUCUGAUGAUAAGAUGUUCCCAUUCUGUUUCAAGAGGAAACAAUUUCCUAGCAACAACAGCCAAGAACAUAAAGAUACUAACAGCUGA
Molecule: messenger RNA, 1977 nt
Organism: Setaria italica (foxtail millet)
Lineage: Eukaryota; Viridiplantae; Streptophyta; Magnoliopsida; Poales; Poaceae
Exons: 3
Coding region: 1-1977 (658 amino acids)
Biological process (GO): telomere maintenance; DNA repair
Molecular function (GO): DNA helicase activity
Source: RefSeq, a predicted model, not a curated record